Messenger RNA from Balaenoptera musculus (blue whale), 5392 nucleotides. RefSeq names its product post-GPI attachment to proteins inositol deacylase 1 (gene PGAP1). Gene Ontology annotation, molecular function: phosphatidylinositol deacylase activity. Bases 121 to 2889 code for a protein of 922 amino acids. Gene Ontology annotation, biological process: GPI anchor metabolic process; endoplasmic reticulum to Golgi vesicle-mediated transport. The transcript has 27 exons. Lineage: Eukaryota; Metazoa; Chordata; Mammalia; Artiodactyla; Balaenopteridae. The record is from RefSeq and is a predicted model, not a curated record. Gene Ontology annotation, cellular component: endoplasmic reticulum.
CUGGCCGGGCAUCCACGCAGGCGCGCGGUGUUUGGGCUUAGCUCCCCGGCGGGCAGCAGGGCGUUCUUCGGCUCCCUGAGUCAGGGUUGGGAGUCCCGCGGGUGCGGCGGCGGCGGCACCAUGUUCCUCCACUCCGUCAAUCUCUGGAACCUGGCGUUUUAUGCCCUCAUGGUCUUCAUGGCGACCCUGGGGCUGUGGGACGUCUUCUUCGGCUUUGAGGAAAACAAGUGCAGUAUGAGCUACAUGUUUGAGUAUCCGGAGUAUCAGAAAAUAGAACUUCCAAAGAAACUGGCAAAACGCUAUCCUGCAUAUGAAUUAUAUCUUUAUGGAGAAGGAUCCUAUGCUGAAGAACACAAAGCUCUCCCUUUAACGGGUAUUCCUGUUCUCUUUCUUCCCGGUAAUGCUGGAAGUUAUAAGCAAGUUCGUUCUAUUGGCUCUAUUGCACUUAGAAAAGCUGAAGACAUUGACUUCAAGUACCACUUUGAUUUCUUUAGUGUGAAUUUCAAUGAAGAACUGGUGGCGCUAUAUGGUGGAAGUCUUCAGAAGCAGACCAAGUUUGUGCAUGAAUGCAUUAAAACAAUUCUCAAGCUCUAUAAGGGUCAAGAAUUUGCUCCAACGAGUGUGGCAAUAAUUGGUCAUUCUAUGGGUGGCCUUGUUGCAAGAGCUUUGCUUACAUUGAAAAAUUUUAAGCAGGAUCUGAUCAAUCUUCUUAUUACACAAGCAACGCCUCAUGUUGCUCCUGUGAUGCCAUUAGAUCGUUUCAUUACAGAUUUUUAUAUGACUGUAAACAACUAUUGGAUUCUGAAUGCUAGACACAUAAAUUUAACCACGCUGUCUGUAGCUGGAGGAUUCCGGGAUUACCAAGUUCGUUCAGGACUGACUUUUCUACCAAAAUUAAGCCAUCAUACCAGUGCCUUAUCUGUUGUGAGUUCAGCAGUGCCUAAGACCUGGGUUUCAACAGACCACCUCUCCAUUGUAUGGUGUAAACAAUUACAAUUGACUACAAUUCGAGCAUUCUUUGAUCUUAUUGAUGCUGAUACUAAACAAAUAACUCAAAAUCCCAAGAAGAAAUUGUCGGUUUUGAAUCACCACUUCAUAAGACACCCAGCAAAACACUUUGAGGAAAAUCCAUCAAUAAUUUCUGACUUAACAGGGACAUCUAUGUGGGUUCCAGUAAAAGUGUCCAAAUGGACCUAUGUGGCUUACAAUGAAUCUGAUAAGAUAUAUUUUACAUUUCCCCUUGCAAAUCAUAGAAAAAUCUACACUCAUGUCUAUUGUCAGAGUACCAUGCUGGAUACAAAUAGCUGGAUUUUUGGCUGCAUAAACAGCACUUCUAUGUGCCGGCAAGGGGUUGAUUUAUCAUGGAAAGCUGAACUGCUGCCAACAAUUAAGUCUCUGACGUUAAGACUUCAAGACUAUCCAUCUUUGUCUCAUCUUGUUGUUUAUGUACCAUCUAUUCAUGGAAGUAAGUUUGUUGUAGAUUGUGAAUUCUUUAAAAAAGAGACAAGAUCCAUACAGCUUCCUGUAACUCAUCUUUUUUCCUUUGGAUUGUCUUCAAGGAAAGUGAUAUUAAAUACAAGUGGCCUGUUCUAUAAUAUAGAGCUUCUGAACUUUGGACAGAUAUACCAAGCUUUUAAAAUCAACGUCGUAAGCAAGUGCUCAGGAGUGAAAGAAGAAAUUACUAGUAUCUAUAAACUUCAUAUUCCCUGGUCUUAUGAAGAUUCACUAACCAUUGCACAGGUUCCAUCUGCUACAGCAAUUUCUGUGAAACUCCAUAUUGCUCAACCAGAAAAUGACAGCCAUGUAGCAUUAUUAAAAAUGUAUACAUCAUCAGACUGUCAGUAUGAGGUGACAGUUAAGACUUCCUUUUCACAAAUACUUGGACAGGUAGUUAGAUUUCAUGGUGGAGCUCUUCCUGCCUAUGUUAUAUCUAGUAUCCUUCUUGCUUAUGGAGGACAGUUAUACUCUCUUUUCUCAACAGGUCACUGCUUAGAAUAUGCUACUAUGUUGGAUAAAGAAGCCAAACCAUACAAAGUUGAUCCUUUUGUAAUUAUGGUUAAGUUUCUGUUGGGAUACAAGUGGUUUAAAGAAUUUUGGGAUAUGUUAUUGUUACCAGAAUUAGAUGCCAUCGUUUUAACUAGUCAGAGUAUGUGUUUCCCCCUUGUAUCGUUGAUUCUUUUUCUGUUUGGAACAUGUACUGCCUAUUGGGGUGGCCUACUCUCUUCUAUGUCUGUGAGACUCCUUUCUUCAUUGUGGCUGACUUUGAAAAGGCCCUCUGAACUUCCUAAAGAUAUCAAGAUAAUAUCACCAGACUUGCCCAUUUUGACAGUUGUUUUGAUCAUAGUUAGUUGGACAACUUGUGGAGCAUUUGCCAUCCUUCUUACUUAUCUUUACUAUGUGUUUAAGAUUGUUCAUCUGCAAGCCAGCUUAACAACUUUUAAAAAUAGCCAGACUGUGAACCCCAAGCACUCUAGAAGAAGUGAAAAAAAAUCCAAUCACCAUAAAGACUCUACAGUACACCAUCUCCGUUUAUCUGCCAGUGAUGCUGAAGAUAGUCUUCGCAUGCACAGUACUGUGAUUAACUUAUUAACAUGGAUUGUAUUACUCAGCAUGCCAUCUUUAAUUUAUUGGCUGAAGAAUCUUAGGUAUUACUUUAAACUUAAUCCUGAUCCAUGUAAACCUUUGGCAUUUAUCCUUAUUCCAACUAUGGCAGUUCUUGGAAAUACUUACACUGCUUCAAUAAAAUCAAGUAAAUUGUUGAAGACUACUUCACAGUUUCCACUUCCUCUGGCUGUUGGUGUGAUUGCUUUUGGGUCAGCACACUUAUACAGGGUUCCAUGCUUUGUCUUCAUUCCUCUUUUACUCCAUGCAUUAUGCAACUUUAUGUAAGAUUGGAUUUAAGGAAUGAUAAAGAUCAGUUAUGCCUUUAGGUCCAGUAAUAAGAGGGAACACACAGAUCCAUCAGUGUGGACAGCAAGAUCCUUUGGAGAAGACAGGUCUAUUUUUACAAUGUUGAAAAUAGGAAAUUAGUUUUGUAAUGCUUGAGGAAAGUAGUUGAAGCAUGGUUUUGUUUUGUGGUAUGACAUCUGUGUACUAGUCAUUAUGAAAAAUCAGUAAAAGGAUAAGGUAGCCUCUGUCUUUGAGGACUCUGCAUAUCAGCUAGUCUGCUUGAUUGGCCAUACCAAGAUCUUCUCCUAAACACUCAGUAAAUGUAGCAUUGUUUGUAUCCUCACCUCAAGUAUUCUCAUUUCGUCAAACUUUCUUCUGAAAAGUGGGUUACUUUGUAUUUGCUACAGUAUACGUGUUGAAAAAUAAGUCUUAAAAGAUUAAUGAAAUUUAAACUGUUUGCUUUCUCAGAAAGGAAAUAGCCACAGUCUUUAGUCAGUUUUUGGCAGCCAUAGUGAACAAAAUAGAUCUUUUGUUUUCUUACACCUAUGAAAAUACAACUUUAAAUUCUAAGGAGACAUGUUUUCUUGGUAACCAGCAAGAUUGAUGAAUGGAAACGUAAUUCAAAUUCAAAACUCAAUGAAAUUUUCUUGUUUCUUUUCAAAUAAGAAUCUUACUUUGUAUUCUCAGUGAAUAUCAGUAGACUACUGAAGAGAUGUAUUGCUAAAAUUUGAAAAAAAUUUUCAUAGAUAUUUACUUAUAGACAUUGGAGCAGUUCAGUCAUUCAGUCUUUACCAUUUUAUUCAAUUCACUGACCCCAUGGUUGUCAAAAGUGCCUAGGGUCAUGGGUUGUUAAAAUAACUAAAUUCCAGUGGUCAGAAAAUACUCUACAUUGGCACAAUUUUUAUUUACUAUGGAAAGAAAAUCAGCAUGAUGAAAUGCAGUACCACAUUUAAUGUAUAAAAUUAUACUAUUAAUGGAAUAACAGUGGAAAAACUGUUACCCCAUUAAUAGCAUAAGUAUAAACAAUGAAUACCUGAAUAAGUUGGAGUGUUUAGCCACUAGGUUUAAUAGUGGAAUCUUAAUUUGCCAAGGUGAUUACUAUUUGACAGAUAGAGAGUAAUAUUUACAUUUCAUUUCACAUUUCAGCUCACUUUUUGGAAGUAGGUAAUGGAGCUAGGUAUCUUCGCCUUAAGAUAGAAUUAACUCAAGGCUGGGGUAUACCUGAGUGAUAGAGCCCUUCCUUUAGAUGUGUAUGCUGUAAAUACCCCAAACCUUGCAAGUAUAGUCCUUAAGUCCCAGUAACUCCACAGUUGUACCUGUGAACUUGUGUCCUUGUUAGUGCCCAGGGAUGUCCUAGAGUACCAGGUUCAUUUUACGUGCCAUUGCAUCUGGAUUCCAUUACAACCUCUCAGUUGUUACUGCCUAUUAGAAGGUUACUCCCACUUUACUGCCUGUAGAGGGUUACCUCACGUCUUUUCUCAUUUGUUCUUCGGGUUCUUGCUGUUUCAUCAUCAGUUGAAGAUGGCCUUGCUAUCAUCUCUGAGAGUUUUAAGUUUGUUUGAUUCCAUUGUUGUCUUUUCCAGCUUCAUGUUCAGUGUUCAUAUUUUCACUUAUGAGAUCAUUAAAGAUAAGUGAUAACCUCAUAGUAGACAUGGCAGGCAUACCAGGCUCUUGUUUGUUUGAUAGAAGCAGCAAAAGGGAUAAAAUACAGAAUGCUUGUGUGUUCAAACCUGAAAGGAAAGAGAACUUACCAGAUUAUAUAUGCACUUUCCCAUGGCAUACCACAUAUAUAUUUAAACAAGGACACAUCUGCCUAGGUUUAGCUUAUACAUAUACUCAUAACAACUUUUGUACAUAUGGUGUUGUAUUUCAAGUUUUCACCCAUAUGUAGUUGCAUUUCAAGUUACAGGUUAACUAUGUCAUUUAACUAUUUCUGAAUUUGAAUUUAGGUCCAUAUACAGAACUUAAGAAAAUUCAUUAAUUUGAAUCUUCUAUUGACAGCCAUAAUCAAUGUGUUUAGAUGAUCUAAAGUCUCCUUGUUUAGUCAUUCCUGCUCUUGAAUAAAAUGUAACAAGCUUAAAUUUCUCAUUUGUGAGUAGUACAUUAGCUUUUUAAAGCAGCAGACUAGGCACAUUAGUUUGCAUGAAAAUAAUUUCAUGUGAGUGUCAUUAUCAUCAAGUCCUAAAGUCUUAUUUAUUCCAACAAAAUAUUUUAUUUUAGGACUACAAAAAGGAUUCUCAUUAAACAUGUUAUAAACAGCAGUAGUUUGGGGUUUUUUUACAUAUAUUUAAUAUUAUAUGUAUACACACACACACACAUUUUGACAGAGUCUUCAUCAAGUCCUAAUGCACUUUAAAACCAAAUAACUACCAGAGAUGAGAAAGUAGGCUCUGUCUGAAGAUUAACAAAACUGAUGUUUCUAUCACUUGAGAAAAGGAAAGUCCUUUGUCUUUAUUUAUUUAUUUUUUUAAUAAAUUUAUUUAUUUAUUUAUUUUUGGCUGCA